CACCUUUUAUCCAGCAGAUGGCGGUAAAGCGUCCGGAACAUAGUUACCUCUACGAUCAGCGAAGAAGAGAAACACCGGAAGCAGAAAGACGCGGCGGCCGCGCUCCGAGGGAAACGAGAGUAACACUGCUGACGAUCCAAAAUAUGUCUAUUGUCUUUGUACCAAAGAAACUGCGAGGAAAGGCCAAAGUUAACCAAGAAACAAUACAGAGGUUGCUGGAUGAAAACGAACAGCUGAUCAGAUGUAUUACAGAGUACAUGCAGAAGGGACGAGCAGUGGAGUGUGUACAAUACCAGCAGAUCUUGCACCGUAACAUCGUCUACUUGGCAACAAUAGCUGACGCCAGUCCCGACAACAUCCCACCGUCUGCAAACUCUGCAGUCGGUGAGGCCUCAGCUGUAGUCCAGAACGGACACGGAGGAACACGGUGAUUUACAGCCCCGUCAAGCCAAUCGAUCCCACCAGCAACAAGAUAUUAAAUGUAUAAACAUGUUUUAUUUAUCUGCAUGUACAAUAAAGGAGAUAUUUUUUGAGUG
Menidia menidia (Atlantic silverside) is the source of this 536-nucleotide messenger RNA. The record is from the annotation of a GenBank genome assembly. NCBI's taxonomy places the organism in Eukaryota, Metazoa, Chordata, Actinopteri, Atheriniformes, Atherinopsidae.